Aricia agestis (brown argus) is the source of this 2710-nucleotide messenger RNA. RefSeq names its product protein LSM14 homolog B-like. The record is from RefSeq and is a predicted model, not a curated record. Bases 117 to 1583 code for a protein of 488 amino acids. Gene Ontology annotation, molecular function: mRNA binding. Gene Ontology annotation, biological process: cytoplasmic stress granule assembly; P-body assembly. NCBI's taxonomy places the organism in Eukaryota, Metazoa, Arthropoda, Insecta, Lepidoptera, Lycaenidae. Gene Ontology annotation, cellular component: P-body. The transcript has 9 exons.
AAACGGCGCGCUUGCUGCCAACUUCCCGUCAAUCAUUUCUUAUUUGGUGGCUCGGUCAAUGGUCGACAAAUCGAAAAAUAUCUUUGUCAUCGGCAGUUUUUUAGAAAAGUGUCAUAAUGAGUUCUGGAAUGCCUGAAUUAGGCUCCAAGAUAAGCCUAAUAUCGAAAGCCGAUAUUCGCUACGAAGGCCGGCUCUUCACAGUUGAUCCUCAAGAAUGUACCAUCGCUUUGGCUAGCGUGCGAUCGUUCGGAACUGAGGACAGAGAGACUCAAUUCCCUGUGGCUCCUCAGAGUCAGGUGUACGAUUACAUCUUGUUCCGUGGAUCUGAUAUUAAGGACAUCAGGGUCCUCAACAAUGUGCCCUCUCUGCCCAACGACCCGGCGAUCGUGCAGAUGUCCGUGCCCGCUGCGCUCGGGGGCAGCGGAGGUCAGAGCCAGUACUCUGGCCAAUUCAAUCAUCCAGUUGUCGGACAACCCCAAUACCCGCAGUACCAUCCAAUGACGGGUUUCGGGGGCAGUGUGCACCAACAGCUCAACAAGACCAGUGAGUUAUCUCCGCAGACGUCUGUGGAUCUCCCGCAACCUGUGACGGCUCCCAUCGGAUCAGGAGUAAUACACCACAACAACCAAGUUAAAGACCAAGGCUCGAUGCUGGACCUGAUUGGAGGUGGUGCUCAGAGUGGUUCGAGGUCUGCUACUCCUGCUGCUUCUCACAGGAAGAGCCCUACGUCUGAUCAGGGCACGCAGGCGGGCUCUACUGCGAGCGGUUCAGGGCAGCGCGAGAGCCGUCGGGGCAAAGCGCCCGGGCCGGCGGCGCCGCGCGGUCGGCCUACGUCGCGCACGCGUCAGCGACACCCCAGCGGUGGGCAGCCCCCGCAGCAACCACAGCAGCAGCACCAUCAGCAGCAGAACCACAAUAACCACCAGCCCGGAGAGCAGAUGCAGAACAUUCUGUUCUCAGCGCAAUACAACCGCGGUGGCUGGAGAGGUAGGUCGCGCGGGCGCGGCCGCGGAUUCGUGCCCCGCAACAAGAAUACCCUCAAGUUUGAGAACGACUACGACUUUGAGCAGGCCAACACCGAGUUUGAGGAGCUUAGGAGCCAGCUGGCCAAGACCAAGAUUGUUGAUGAGGUUGUCAAGCCUGAGGCUGUAGCCGAGGGUGAAGUGGACAAGAAGGAUGAUUCUGGCAACGAGACCGGCGCCGGCGAGCCUGAGGUAGAAGAUGACUCCUACAGCGGAUACGAUAAGAAGAAGAGCUUCUUCGAUAACAUCUCGUGCGAGGCUGUUGAGAGGUCAAAGGGCCGCAGCCAGCGGACUGACUGGCGGACGGAGCGCAAGCUCAACUCGGAGACGUUUGGUGUGGCUUCCGCGCGUCGCGGGGCGUGGCGUCCGCGCGCGGCGUGGCGGCAUAACCCCCACAACCCACACAACCCGCAUAACCAGCAUAACGGACCGCACCAUCCUUGGUGGAGGCCGAUGCGCGGCGGACGCGGGCGGGGCGCGCACAACACGGGACGGCCGCAGCGCCCGCAGAACGCGCCCGCACCCGCUGCCGCCACCGCUGCCGCCGCCGCCGCUCAGUAGACCUCAUGUAUAUUAUGCCAGCCAAGUAGAUGUGUGAUGCUGAGUGUAUGAAGAAUCUUAAUUUAUUAUCGCGAGGACUAACAAAUGGAUAAGUAACGGAAAAGUGUAAGCUGGUGAUGAAGUGUUUCAUUAUGUAAUCAAUAGUGUGAAGAAGCUGAAGUAACGGGUUGUUGUUAUACGGUACGGAUUCAAGACGAUGGACAUUGCUUUGGUGUGAUAGUGUUGUAUCCAAUAUAUGGAAGCAGACAAUGGACACUCCCGUCAGCUCGGAAGAAUCAAUCUUUGUCCAGCCACUCUCUUAUUGUUACACAUGAUUAGGCUAUGUGUUCAAACAUUGGGCUACGUUGACUACCUAUAAUUAGAUAUAUGUCACAUGUCGACCGUUGCGAUAUUAGGCUAAAUUCUGUGAUAGAGGUGUCAACGAUAAUUUUAAAAUCGGGAAAUAUAGAAUAAUUUAAACUUAUUAUUGCCCAAAUUGAAUAUAUUUUCCUAGCUUCACACGUACUAUGCGCUAUUGUGCCUAUCGGAGUUGUAACAAGUGUUAGUUAAUGUGUUUUAUUUUUAAAGUGUCAUCGCACUUUGUUUCUUAUUUAAAAUUAAAGAUUGAAAGAUGUUAGGCGGUCCCACCCUAGUGUAAUGCUAGAGUAGAGCAGCAAGUCUGCAUGUAUAAAUGUGUUGAUUAUAUUGGCUCAAAAAUCUCAUAAACUUGAAAGUGAGCAAAUCAAUUGUUGGUAUUUAGAUAAUAAAGGCAUGCAAGUGGGACUGCACACCAUGGCAGUUUUGGAAUGUAAUAAAUGUGUAGUAAAAGACUUGUUUAUAUUGUAUAGAAGUGCUGCUGCCUGUCUUUGGGAUCCGAGCUGCAGCAGGCUACAUUGAUUUUUUAGUGUUGUCACACAAUUUUAGUACUCUUAAAAGGGACAGUUUCGUUUCUUGGAUCAAUGUGUAAUUUUUUUAAAAGUCGAGUCGCAAGCAUCAUUGUGUAAGUUUGAAAUAAAUUUUUUGACUAAAUACAAUAUAUUUGUAAAUCUGUAACUCGACAGCUGUACCUGGUGAUUGUAAUGAUGAAAAUAUACAUUUACUUACUACAAAUCUUCCAGAUUGAUAUUUCAUUAAAACUUGUUUUAUUU